Messenger RNA from Fusarium fujikuroi IMI 58289, 513 nucleotides. RefSeq lists its product as uncharacterized. The record is from RefSeq and is a predicted model, not a curated record. The coding region runs from base 1 to 513 and encodes 170 amino acids. The transcript is spliced from 5 exons. NCBI's taxonomy places the organism in Eukaryota, Fungi, Ascomycota, Sordariomycetes, Hypocreales, Nectriaceae.
AUGCUUGUGUCACAAUCUCUCCUCUCACUUGGGUCCAUAUUCAGCGCGGUGACUACUCUGCCAGGAUGCGGCGAAGUGAAUGUCUUCUACACCGGCUUGCCUGGUCGGCAUACGUAUGUUACGCAGCAAGGCUACGAUGCCGCGCUUGUUGAGGCGCAGAUCUUCAACCAUACGCGCCAGCUACGGGAAGCGGGAUACAACGUACGAGCGGUCUGGAGAGGUCCCGAGAUACCGGGCACAGAAAUGAGUAAGCAUAUGAAAGAUGUCCACUGGCAUGUCGCUGGUGUUGGUUUUGGAGUUCGAGGAUCUCAGAUUUUAGAUGUGAUCACGCUCUUCGAAGAAACCCUUGAUAUAUACCGCGAAGAAGCGCCGGAUGCCAAACUCGUGUUCAACUAUAAUCCGUUGACCUUUUUAUGGUCUGUUAAACGGUAUUUCCCGCUGUCGAGUGACUGUAAAGAUCGCCCGGGAAAGGAUUUGGGAUACAUCACGAUUUGCGAUGGUGCGUGUACUUGA